This is a messenger RNA of Rotaria sordida, 1203 nucleotides long. NCBI's taxonomy places the organism in Eukaryota, Metazoa, Rotifera, Eurotatoria, Philodinida, Philodinidae. The record is from the annotation of a GenBank genome assembly.
AUGACAUCUAGGUUACGCUGUUUUUUUGAUAUCAAAAUUGAUGGCAAUGAUGUUGGUCGUAUUGUAUUUGAACUUUUUAAUGAUACAUGUCCGCGUACAUGCGAAAAUUUUCGAUGUUUAUGUACAGGAGAAAAAGGUCGUGGUUUAACAUUAUAUAAAAAAUUAUAUUAUAAAGGAUGUCAUUUUCAUCGAGUAGUGAAAAAUUUUAUGAUUCAAUCAGGAGAUUUUACUGAAGGCAACGGCACGGGUGGUGAAUCAAUAUAUGGCGGUACAUUUAACGAUGAAAAUUUUCAAAUCCAACAUGAUCGACCAUAUCUUCUUUCGAUGGCUAAUCGAGGUCCGAAUACAAAUGGAUCACAAUUUUUCAUUACAACAUCUGAAGCAUCACAUCUCGAUGGUAAACAUGUAGUUUUUGGUCAUGUUGUAUCCGGUCAACAGGUAGUUGAUACAAUUGAAAAUGUAUCAGUUGAUCCGAAUAAUAGUCGACCAUUGAAAGAUAUUGUUAUAUCUCAUUGUGGUCAACUUGUACUUAUAUCGAAAAGUCAUAAAAAAAAGAAACAUAAAAUAUCAACAGGAGAUGAAAGUGAAAAUGAACAAGGUAGUGAAAGUAGUCCAUCAUCUAAUGAUGAUGAGAAAAAAGAAAAAAAAGUUAAACGUAAAAAAAAAGAAAAACAUCAAAGAAAAAAAGAAGCAAAACGUUUAGCAAAACUUAAUGUUGAAGAAGAAAAUAAACCUGAUGAAACAACUAAUAAUAUUCUUAAAGAAUCAAGUGAAAUAUCUGGUCGUGAUAUAAUGGGUCUUAAAACAACAAUUCUUCUCGAGGAAAUACCUGAAAUACCUGCUCAUAAAUUUCUUAUGAGACCUACUUUAAAUGAUAAUAAUAAUAAUAAUAAUAAUGAAAUAUCAAAUACACGUCCAACUAAUUAUCGUUCAUCAAAAAAAAUCGAUUCAAGUGGUCGUCCAGUUAAAGGUCGUGGUUUUAUGAGAUAUACUGGAAAAAGUCAUUCACGAUCACGUACACCACCACAUUGGCGUUUAGCAGUUGAAGAUCGUAAACGUUUUUCUGAUAUAAAUGAAUAUCGUAAACAAAAUACAAAUGAAAAUAAUUAUAAACAUAAACGUAUUGAUGAUGAAAAAAAUGAUUAUAAUAGAGAAGAUCGACAUUUACGUCGACAAGAAAAACGAAAAGAUGAUAAUGAUGAU